This is a messenger RNA of Macrosteles quadrilineatus (aster leafhopper), 774 nucleotides long. Its product is annotated as palmitoyl-protein thioesterase 1-like. NCBI's taxonomy places the organism in Eukaryota, Metazoa, Arthropoda, Insecta, Hemiptera, Cicadellidae. Gene Ontology annotation, cellular component: lysosome. The transcript has a single exon. Bases 1 to 774 code for a protein of 257 amino acids. The record is from RefSeq and is a predicted model, not a curated record. Gene Ontology annotation, biological process: receptor-mediated endocytosis; protein depalmitoylation. Gene Ontology annotation, molecular function: palmitoyl-(protein) hydrolase activity.
AUGAUACGAUCUAAAAGACGUUAUGCUUACGUCAAGUCGUUGAAGAUCGGUACUAGUGGUUAUUCAGAUUUUAAGAACUCAGUGUUUAUGGAUGUGAACGAACAGGUGAAGCAAGCUUGUGACAUGAUCGCUGAUGACCCAAAUCUUCGACGGGGCUACCAUGCGGUUGGGUUCUCACAGGGUGGGCAGUUUUUGAGAGCAGUUGCACAAAGAUGCCCAAGCCCUCCAAUGUUCAACUUGAUAACCCUUGGAUCACAACACCAAGGAUACUAUGGUUUGAGGAAAGGUUUCUUAUCCCUACCGGGCAUUGUUUUAAAUAAACACUUAUACUGGGAUUAUAUUCGAAAAAAGAGCAUUGUCGUGAACCAAAAUUGGCAUGACCCGAUGACCCAUGACAAGUACGUUGAGGAAAACACAUUCAUCGCAGACAUAAACAAUGAAAAGACGUUGAAUGCCGAAUACAGGACGAACCUACUCAAGCUUAAACACUUAGUGCUUGUUAAAUUUGCUCGAGAUAAUGCGGUGGUGCCACGAGAAUCUUCUUGGUUUGGAUUUUACACGAAGGGGCAAGAUAAGGAAAUAACUGACAUGUUUCAAUCGGAACUGUACAAGGAGGAUAGAAUCGGACUGCAAGAGUUGUAUAAAAGCGGGAGGCUUCAUACAAUCCUGUGUCCAGAGGGGCAUCUUCAGUUUGGACGGAACUGGUUUGUAGAUAAUAUUGUAGAACCAUGGUUGACUCAGACAUACUGGGACGAAACACCACAGAUGGUAUGA